AUGGGUGCCAAUAUGGUGUCCACGGUAGUCCGUCUCGGGGACAUCGCAUACUACAUGCACCCACUACCCUCCGGGCUUGAUUCGCCUACAUUGGACAAGGACCAGAUAGCUGAGCCAUGCACCGUUCUCACCAUCGGCCGCCAGUUGCUCGGCGUGAAGGAGCUCCAGGCCACGAUUCACGACUUCAAGGCCAGGGAUGACGUCUGGUCGCCGGACUUUCUUGGAACCAUCGUCGUCCAGAUCACCGAAUCCCAAGGCGCCCUCGGCAAGGACGACGAGAAUGCGCUUCGUAGUCUUGGGGCAAGCAGCCUAAACUCUUUCCACAGCAGCGCGGGUAAAGCCCAGCUUGCCCAAGGUCCUUAUUUCCUGCAUCAUGGUCGCCUCCACCAGGCGUAUCGGUUAUACCCUGAUACUGCGGGUGCCUUCAUGGUUUCAACGGUCCCAGCCGGCGACAACGGAUUUCGAUCUCUCGACGCUUCUGCCUAUGGCGAACAGUUCCCAUCCGCCCUGACCGUUGCCGUGCCAUCGCGCCUAUACUUGGCCAAGACGAAAGAGAAGCCCUAUGCAGGACUGCGUGUAGCUGUCAAGGACAUCAUCGACUUGAAGGGGCUCAAAACGGGCGCGUCUUCUCGUGCAUACACAGAGCUGUAUCCUGCCAAGAAGGCCAACGCAGCGACGGUUCAGCGCCUGAUUGACUUGGGCUUCGUCGUCGUCGGAAAGCUCAAGACGACGCAAUUUGCCGACUCGGAAUGGCCAACUUGUGACUGGGUCGACUACCAUGGACCUUUCAAUCCGCGCGGCGAUGGCUAUCUUACGCCCAGCGGAAGCAGUGCCGGCAGUGCCUCCGCGGUUUCCUCGUACGCAUGGCUUGACUUUGCCCUUGGCACGGACACCUUGGGGAGCAUUAGGUCGCCAGCGGCUGCUCAGGCAAUUUUCGGGAUGCGGCCCACGCUUGGGGCUGCGAGUACGAUGGGGCUAGUCCCAUACAGCUCGAACUGGGACACCAUCGGUGGUUUCGCCCGCACAGCAGCCGAGUACAAGACGCUCGCACAAGCCCUUUAUGGGUCGACGGACACGGCCGGCAAGAAACCCACCAAGCUGAUUUACCCGACCGACUACUGGCCAGUUGCCGAUGAAGCAAGCCAGCGCGUAUUCGAGGCGUUCAUCACCCGUGUGGAAGGCUUCUUGGGCGUGAAACGCACCAACAUCAGCCUUGCCGACACUUGGAAGAAAACUCGCCCGAAAGGCACUCAUGAGUCCAUCGGCAAGCACUUCCACCACGCCUUUGAUUGGUCCGCCAAUCGAGACCAGUGGACAGGGCUCCUACAGCCCUUUAUAAAGGAGUACACGAAGACGAUGGGCAAGCCUCCGAUUCUCAACCCGCAGGUUCGGUUCAAAGUCGGCUACACGCCCACUGUAACAGCAGAGCAGAAAGCCCAAGGCGAGAUGCUCAUCAAGACGUACCAUGACUGGUUCUAUCAACACAUCAUGCCGCCGGCCGAAGAUGGUUACUCCAGCACCAUCAUUGUUCUGCCCUGGACCAGUGGCGAGCCAGACUACCGAGACAAGUACAAGGACAGGCCACAGCAGUUUACGGGUCAGGGCUUCUUCUUCUACAACGUGGGUCCCUAUGCCCAAUGUCCGGAGCUCAUUUUCCCUGUCGGCACCACGCCGUAUACCUCCAAGUUCACGGGCGUGGUGGAACAGCUUCCGGCGGCUAUGGGUCUCAUAGCCGCUGAAGGCAGCGAUAUCAUGCUAGCCGACCUGUUCAGGCGUGUCACGGGCUGUGCCCGGCUGGUGGACCCGGUUGUACCGGGUCCGAAGCUGCGAGAACAUUCCGAGAAGGGCAAUAUAAGCUCGCACUCGAGGCUACGCCUCGAGUUCAGCUUCUUUCCUCCUUAG
Hirsutella rhossiliensis is the source of this 1902-nucleotide messenger RNA. RefSeq names its product amidase domain-containing protein. NCBI's taxonomy places the organism in Eukaryota, Fungi, Ascomycota, Sordariomycetes, Hypocreales, Ophiocordycipitaceae. The coding region runs from base 1 to 1902 and encodes 633 amino acids. The record is from RefSeq and is a predicted model, not a curated record. The transcript is spliced from 10 exons.